This is a messenger RNA of Chaetomium fimeti, 2116 nucleotides long. Its product is annotated as kinase-like domain-containing protein. Gene Ontology annotation, biological process: protein phosphorylation. Gene Ontology annotation, molecular function: ATP binding; protein kinase activity. The record is from RefSeq and is a predicted model, not a curated record. Bases 1 to 1905 code for a protein of 634 amino acids. The transcript has a single exon. Lineage: Eukaryota; Fungi; Ascomycota; Sordariomycetes; Sordariales; Chaetomiaceae.
AUGGACAGCCGCACGACGACAAACAUCACUUCUAAAUCCGACCCGGUAUCCAGCCCCGCCGACAACACCAUAGUAGCUAAUAGCACGACGAAGAGCGGCACGACGACAAGCAGCACUUCUAAGUCCGACUUGGCAUCUGGAACCGCCGACAAGAGCUUGACAGACCGAACCCAGGACUCUGGUUCUCAUGGCAGCACUUCUAAGCCCGCCUUGGCAUCUGGAACCGCCGACAAGAGCUUGACAAACCGAACCCAAGACCCUGGUUCUCAUAAUUAUGUCCCGGACCCCUACUUGGACAAGCUCUUGGGGUUCUGCGACUGGGGGAAUACCGAGUACGCUGAUUACUAUCGCCACGGCGGUUUCCACCCCGUCGAUCUCGGAGAUGUCUUGGGCGAAGAUGGGCGAUUCCGCGUGGUCCACAAACUCGGGUACGGCGGGCAGGGAACCGUUUGGCUCUGCCGCGACAACGUCUCCAAGAAGUGGCGCGCCGUCAAGAUCAUGGCGGCGCACUCGUCCACCGCCGACUGUUCCCACAUGAAGGCCCUCGAACUCUUCGACGGCGCCAGCCCGGAUGAAUUGGAGGCUAACGGCAUCCAAUUGCCACUAGAACACUUCUGGAUCGAAGGGCCAAACGGGCGCCAUCUUUGCUUCGUGCUACCCUGGCUCGGCCCCGAGAUCCUGGAUGUCCCUAGAUAUUAUUGUCAUGUGCCUGAGCUCGUGAAGGACGUUUGCUUCCGGCUGGUCAUGGCUUUGAAAUUUAUCCACUCACGGGGUCUUUGUCACGGUGACUUCCGGCCUGCCAACGUCCUGUUCCGACUGGUUGACGGGGUCGACGAAUGGGAGGAGGAGGCCAUCCUGAAGCUGCUAGGCGAGCCCGUCCUCGUCCCGGUCGAGCGAAUCAUUGGGCCGGGCGUUCCACGCUAUCUUGUCCAGCCCGCCGAGAUCAAAUACACAGCGGGAGUCUGCUCAUCCAAAAUCGCCGUCAUCGACUUUGGGGUUUCAUACUCCGCCUCCCAGCCUCAGGCCGACGGUACCGGCAUCCCGAUGGCAUACGCGUCACCCGAGCUGCUCUUCAACCGGCACGACGCCCUGGGAUUUCACAGCGACGUUUGGGCUCUAGGCGUCACCCUGCUCCAGGUUCGGGUAGGCAUGCAGCCCUUCGACCAGCACGAUGAGGAGGACCCACUCGAAGUACUGGAGUGUAUGGAACGCACCGUGGGCCCGAUUCAGGAGCCCUACCGGAGCAUCUGGAGAGGGAUGGAUGGCAAGUUCGUCAACUCGCGGGACGAGAACGGCGAGCCCCUAGACGACGACAGCUGGAAAGACGAGUCGCUCAUGGCCACGGUCUCCACCGAAGACGAGGAGCGAUACCGCCGGACCAUUUUCAGGGAGUGCGGCAGUUCCAACAUGCUCCACUACUGCAUGCGAAUGCCGAACCCCAUGAGUCUCAUCAAGGAGGAAGCCGCCGAGAUCACGAACAAGGCAGCCGCCGACCCCGGCCGGAUGCCCGGGUGGGAGGACCGAAAGAAGAGCACCCCGGACUCCCGCCCAAAGGGAGUCCAGCAUGUCAUUCCGAAAGAGGAGGUCGACCAGCUGUUCGAUCUCCUCCUCAAGAUCUUCCGGUGGCAGACGGCGGAGCGGGCCACGCUCGACGAGAUCGCCAACCACGAGUGGUUUGGGGGCCGCAACUGGUCCCAGGGGCACGUCGAGCGCCCGCGCGAGGAGGCGCACGACUCCGGGGCCAUCAGGACGGUCUGGGAAUCUUGGACUUUCUGCCGGGGGUGGAUGGCGCUUGGACUCCGCACGGGAGCAUCCCGGGUGAUGGCGUUUCUCUUCUGGGGCCUGGGGGAGAUCGGAAAGACUAUUUCGGCGGUGGUCAUUGCCAUGAGGGGGCGGGAUGCUUGAAGGGAAUAUAUAUAGUGGUGUGGAAUAUUAUGGAGGUUGACUUUACUAGGCAAGAUUAGAAAGACUCUGUCAAAGGUGAUGAUUGCUGGAAGAGGGCGAGAUGUUUGAGGGGAUAGAUAUGUUGCGAAGGAUAAUAGCUAGGGAGGUUGACUCUAUCUUUGUCACAUAGCAGGUAAGAACGGUAAAUUAAUUGUAAGAGAUUGAAUCGCGC